Molecule: messenger RNA, 2745 nt
Organism: Medioppia subpectinata
Lineage: Eukaryota; Metazoa; Arthropoda; Arachnida; Sarcoptiformes; Oppiidae
Source: the annotation of a GenBank genome assembly
CUGGAGUUGGGAUUAAUUGAAUGCAAUCUGAAAAACGCUGAAAAAGCGACUCAACUGUUGAACAAAUGUAUGACUGAUUACACGAGUUAUCCGAACGAAAACUUUGUACACAUCAGAGCCUAUGCGGCGCUCAGAGAGUUGGGAGCCGUCGGUGAGGCUCCGGAGGUCGACGACCAGAAAAGCGAUGUCUUUGAAAACGUGUUGCAAACCAAUGAUGUGGUCAAAGCGUUGGCAGAUAUUGAGCCCUAUUGUUUGUUUGGUCAAUUGGCCAGAUUGUUUAAAUUACUAUACUGGACGUACGCCGAUACACACGCCGGUAUUGGACCCGUAAACGCCGAGAUAUGCGGCCAACUAAUGGACACUGAACUGGGAAAGUAUCCGAAAAAUAUAAUGUUAAAUAUAUUUGGGUCAAAAUUGGAUCAAAUAAACGGUAAGAUCGAUGUGGCCAUAGACUCGUACCACAGACUACUGGGUGAUCCACACGUGACGCCACGACGAUUCAUAUACUUUGAGCUAACGUGGUGUUAUGCGCUGCAAUCUGAUUGGCCAAGGUGCAUUGAAUACGCGGAAAAAUUUCGCACCAACAGCUUUUACACUCCGGCCAUCGCCACGUAUAUGGAGGCCGUGUUUCGGUACACGGAAUGGACCAUAACUGAUGAGUCCGUGGCUAAAGACAAGGCCACAGAAUUGUUCAAACUGGUGCCGACACUGCGUAUACGACAUUUGGGUAAAACUGUUACACCGGAAAAGGUGGCGGUUGUGAGGGCUCAGGAUUAUAUCAAAAACGGGGAACUCUUGAUUUUGCCGGACGUGGUACUUUUUGUGAGGCAACACUCAUCAGACUAUCUGGAUAGUUAUCUGAUAGCUAUAUUUUAUAAGGGAGUUGUGUUUAGACUAAUGUCCGACUUUAAAAAGGCGACCGAAUGUCAGCAAAUUAUUAUUGAUAACGAAUCGCGAAUCGGGGGACAGUUUUCACUGCCGGCUCAGGCGGUCCUCGAAAUGGGUUUAAUUGAAUACGAGAUGAAAAACACUGAAAAAGCAAUUGAUUUGCUUAACAAAUGUAUUAACGAAUACACGGGUUAUCUGAACGAGAAUUAUGUUCACAUUAAGGCGUUUACAGCCCUCAGAGGUCUGGGAGUGUGUAAUACAAAACAUGCCGACGACGAGCACCUCUGUAUGUUAUUAGAUAUCGAUCAUUUGUCGAUCGAUGAGUCCAUACGUAUGGCUAACAAAGUAUUUGAAGACGUGAUGCGGACUAACGGAGUGGAGGAGGCGUUGGCUACUAUUGAACCCAAUUGUGAGCGCAGUGUUUAUCAUAGUUAUGUCAGAAUUGAAUUGCACUCCGAUUUGCUUCAUUCAUUCGGCUAUGCGUUGAGUGCUUUCACAUUAGCCAUAGAAACGCAUAAUGUGUUUGCGUUAAUCAAAGUUGUUUAUCGUUUGCAUAAGUUUCGCAACAAUUUCCGUCACGCCAAUAAAGUGCGUAAAAUGCGAACCCAUUGGGAGAGUGAGGCGUCUAAACAGCAAUACGAGGCGGCCGUACGUCUGGCCAAUGGUUUCAUGAAUUUGAUCAUAAGUAAUAUACCACCAAAAAUACUACAAGUCAUCAACUUUAUAGGCAUCAGCGGUAGUGAGAGUAUCGGAUGGUAUAAUAUUGAUACGGCAGCAUAUAAACUACCAGGCUUGUUUAGCGAACUGGCCCGACUGGGUCGCGUAUUUUAUUGGAGCUACAUUGAGCCGCACCUAUGUCUAGGGCCCCUGAACGUGGAUAAUUGUCAAAAAUUACUCGACAUACAGCUAGAAAAGUAUCCUAAAAAUUUAAUGCUAAACAUAUACAACACAAAAUUGUUGCAAUUAAACGGCCGAAUCGGACCGGCUAUCGACGCCUACCAAAACUUGCUCACCGAUCGACACCUGACGCCCAAAAGGGUGAUGUACUUCGAGCUGAUGUGGUGUUACGCACUCGUAGGCGAUAUAGACCGGGCCAUAGAGUACGCCGAGCUGUUCCGCACGGGUAGUAUGUAUUCGCCAGCGAUGGCCACUUUCAUUGAAGCCGUGUUUCGGUACGUAAAGAUUGUGCCGACAGUACGUAUCAGACAUGUGGGCAAAACAAUAACACCGGAAAAGUUGGCUGUCGUCCGAUCGGAGAAAUACUUGAAAUGCAAUCAUAUGUUGGUUUUGCCGGAUGUGGAAGUGUUAUACGAGUUAAAUUUGUUGCGAUUUAUUAGAGGCGAUAAACUAUUGUUAUCCAAAUUUAUGGAUCGGAUUAAUAAGGAAUUGAUGAAAUACCAGAGCGAUCUCACUGGAAGUGAUUAUUUGGACAACUAUUUGAUGGCUAAAUAUCUAGAGGGUGUGGUCUCUAAAUUAUUGUUUGACUACACAAAAGCCAAACAAUGUAUGGAUGUCAUUAUCGCAAAUGAUGGACGGAUUGGACGAGAGUUUUCACUGCCGGCUCAGGCGGCGCUUGAAAUGGGUUUAAUUGAAUACGAAAUGAAAAACCACGAAAAGGCCGUCGAAUUGCUAACCAAAUGCAUUAACGAAUACACGGGUUAUCUGAACGAGAACUAUGUCCACCUCCGGGCGUUUGCCGCACUCAGAGAGCUCGGCGUCGGUGUAGAGAAACACUCGGAGGACGACAACAAAUUGGAAGAAUAUAAGAAUCAAUGGCUUAAUAGUAUGAAUAUUAAGAAGAAAACAUACGACCAAUUGAUGGAAACCGAGGAAAAGGAAAUUAUAGUCAAUAAUUGA